AUGGCACCACUUCAACGAGAACUUACAAAACUUUUCAUCAAAUAUCCAAUCGAUCUCUCUCGUCAAAUGCAUUUUGAAAACGGGAUUGAACAAUUAUUCAAUAAAUCAUUUCUUCAACCUAUGCCUUCUGUACUUGAAGAGCGUGCACUCUAUGAAAAACAACUCAUUCUAUCAAUUAGAUAUCAAUUAAAUAAAGAUCAAUUGAUUCUACGGCGAACCGCUGAUGAAAUGAAUACAUAUUAUCUUGGUCGAUUGAAUGAAUUUAAUCAAAAAUCGAAUGAAUAUAUUCAGAAUUCAACUUGUUACGAACUAAUCGAAACAAUUAAUGAAAUUAAUACAGAACAACAACAAUUAGAAGGAAUUAUUCAAUUUAUUGAUUUACAACUAGAAAUAUUAUAUCAAAGAAAAUUGAUUAAAGAAGAUCAUUUAAUCAGAUUAAGUAUUGGCAAAAAAACAAAUAUCAAUCUUCCAUAUCUUUAUUUCUUACCAGAAACAAAUGAAAAUGUUUAUAUGUCAGUACAACCACGACUAUCGUCAUGUCAGCAUUGUCCAAUAUACACUCUAGCUACUUAUCUUAAUCAACUUCUUCGACCAUUAUUUGAUAAUUUUUCGCGAUCAACAACAUUUCUUAAUGGUGGUGAUUUCAUACAAAAACUACAAUAUUAUUGUAUACAACUAGAUCUUCUUCUACCGAAAACAUAUUUUGCAACAUUGAAAAUUCAUGAUUUAUAUACAAUGAUAUCACAUUCGGCUCUUCUUGAAGCAUUAGAUAUAUUUCUAGUAAAUCCACUUGUCAAUGGUCGACAUCAAAAAUUAUCAAGUGAUGCUAUUCAAGAAUUAACUGCAAUAGUCUUACGAAAUAAUAUUUUCUCUUACAAUGGAAAAAUCUAUCGAUUUAUUAAAGGAGGUCCAUUAAAUUUACCAUUACUAGAAUUAUUAUGUCAUAUUUAUAUGUAUCAUUGGCAAUAUUCAUUAGUUACACAUAUUUGUUUGAAAGAUGCAUUCUAUGG
This is a messenger RNA of Rotaria sordida, 1010 nucleotides long. The record is from the annotation of a GenBank genome assembly. Lineage: Eukaryota; Metazoa; Rotifera; Eurotatoria; Philodinida; Philodinidae.